Hypomesus transpacificus is the source of this 4087-nucleotide messenger RNA. RefSeq names its product E3 ubiquitin-protein ligase TRIM8-like. The coding region runs from base 1009 to 2712 and encodes 567 amino acids. NCBI's taxonomy places the organism in Eukaryota, Metazoa, Chordata, Actinopteri, Osmeriformes, Osmeridae. The record is from RefSeq and is a predicted model, not a curated record. The transcript has 6 exons.
UGCCGUCACGCUAUCAGAGAAGGGGGAGCCGAGCAAAAUUCGGAGUUACGUCCAGUGUGGCUAUAGCUCUCAUAAAGGAACCAGAAAAAGCACAACGAUUAUCACAUUAAGACGACUGGAAUAGGAGUGCAGCGACGAAUUUUCGGAAAUGUAUUCAGACCUUGACCGUCAACGAAUCGCCUGAUCCUGCGAAGAAGCAGAAAUCUUCUGACGUUUUCCGUUUUUAACGGACUGUCGCUGCAUCGGAGAAGCUGCAUACAAAUUAGAUGGAAAAUAAAUAGUAACGUUGCUUUUUAAAUUUGCUCUAAAGAGGCUGACAAAAUGGCUGAUAAUAGAAAACUAUAAAAAGACGUGUCGACCUAAUUCUAGUAGGCUGUGAGAGCUAUUUAAUGUGACUGUUUGAUACGUUGUUACAAUUACUCCACAGACUCUCUGUGCUCUCUUUUUAAAUUAACCCGUUAGGCCCAUAGAUGGGCUACCUGCCGAAUAUCCGUCCUACUUGCGCUGUUCACUUCCUCUUCGUGUGAGGGAAUUCAUAUUUGUAGCGAUAUUACUCUGUCUGCUUGUUCUGUAUUCUGCUUCAGUUUCGGACGAUAGUAUAUCUUAAACAUGCCCAACUGUUAAGUGUGGUUUGUCAACUUCCCCUGGCUGUUUUGUGGAUGGACAUUAAUGAUUGACAGAUAAGGAACGCGCUUAAACUACCGUAUCAGCAUCCUUCUAUGGUAAUGUCUCUGCCAAGUGUUACGCCAUUAUAAUCAAAAAGCGGAUUAUUUUGGUGGGUUGUAGAUUUUUGUAAUCGUUUUUGUCAUAAAUACACGAUAAGUGUAGUUCAGGGCUUAGGCUAGGGUAAAUUGCAGAAUCUAAAUAUUCUUUAGUCUAUAGGCUAGCUAUAUCGUUUUGCGUUGGAUUGUAAUUUUGUCGGGGACUACUUUUCUAAAACAAAGAAUCAGGGUUAGGCCAGCCAAUUUUUACAGAACCGUUGAUAGGAAUCCAACAAACGAAACCAACAUGGCAGAGAGUUGGAAAAACUGUUUCGAAGAAGAGCUUAUCUGCCCGAUCUGUCUUCAUGUGUUCGAGGAGCCCAUACAGCUCCAGUGCAAACACAACUUCUGCCGGGGCUGUAUCUCCGAGGCCUGGGCCAAAGACGCGGCGGCAGUCCGAUGUCCCGAGUGCAAUCACGCAUACUCUCAGAAACCCACACUGGAAAAGAACAUCAAAUUAACGAACAUUGUGGAGAAGUUCAAUUCGUUAAACGUCGAUAAGACACCUUCGGUGUUGCAUUGUAUCUUCUGCCGACGGGGCCCUCCGCUCCCGGCGCAGAAAGUUUGCCUGCGUUGCAAAGCGCCCUGCUGUCAAUCUCACGUCCAAACGCACCUGCAGCAGCCGUCACCGGCUCCGGGGCACCUGUUGGUGGAUUUAGAGGAGGUGAGAGCGUGGACUUGCCCACAGCACGACGAGUACCGACUGUUCCACUGCGAGGCGGAGCAGGUGGCCGUCUGUCAGUACUGCUGCUUCUCUAGGUGCGCCUCGAGCCAUGGACACGCCGUCUGCGACGUGGAGGUGCGAAGGAACGAUAUUCGGCACAUGUUGAUGAAGCAACAGGAGAGGAUAGAGGAUCGGGUUCAGGACAUUGAGGAGCAACUCUGCAAGCUGGAGUCGGACAAGACACAGGUGGAGGAUGCUGUGUGUGAGCUGAAGGAGCAGGUGAAGUCUCAGUACCGGCGGAUGCAGCUGAUGCUGGAAGAGGACCUGAGUGAGACCAUGCAGCUGCUAGACCGAGCCCACUCCAGAUACCGACAGGAGAACUCCCAGCAGGCCUUGCGGCUCAGCGAGAGGAGACAGGAAGCUGACAAGCUACUGAGCUCCGUUCAGAUGGUCUUGGACAGGGCCGAGGACAUCAACUUUAUGAAGAACACCAAACCGGUGAAGCUAUUGAGUGACAGGUCCCAGUCAUGUCUGGGCAGCGGCCUCCCACCUCACAAGGUCGGCCAUCUCAACUCCAAGCUCCUGCUCUCAGAGGUCACCAAGAAGGAGAAGAACCUGCACAAGAUGCUGGAAGUUCCGUUCAGUACACCUUCGCUCCUCCUCCAGACAGUGCCGUACCCAGCCACCUCCCACCCCUCUUCCGGGCCAGAGAAGCGCAAACACUCCUCAGCCUUCCCCGAGGGCUCUGGAGGGGCCCACAACUUCCAGGAUCCUUCCCCCAGUGCCAAGCAGCCCUACCUGGGUGGCCAGGGCCGUCAGGGGCCCUCCUCGUCUUCUUCUGAGGGCCCCUCCCAGGCUCCGAACCCCAGCUUGGGCCCCAGCUCCUCAGUCCAACACAUCAGUGUUCUGGGGGCCAGCUCCAGUGGCUCUCCGUCGGCCCCCCACCACUCAGGCCCCGUGUUCCCCCCUUCCCACUACCCCAGUGGGGGCCCCUCUCAGCAGGCUGUUUUACCGGAGUAUGCAGGCAGGAAGAUCCUUAUGUGUACCAUGGAUAACUGCUAUUGCUCUGGGGUGCCCCCUCGCACCAACCCACCCUACCCGAGAUCAGGCUCCUUCCCCUGGGUGACCUCGCAGGAGUACCCCCCUCAUCCCCAGCUGUCCUCCGGAGCCUCAGCCAUGCAGGGGCUGUCUAUGAGGGACUGGAUAGAUGCCUCACAGACACACAGACACCCAGACUUCUACGGGCUGUACGGGCAGUCCUCGGCCAAGCACUACGUCACCAGUUAACAGUUAAAAGUGAACUGUCCCUUUAAAACUGUUGGAUCCCAUUCUCCUUUCUGCUCUCACAAGUCUACAAACUUGCUAUUUUUCUUUCCCUCUCUGUGGGAAUGACAGUUCAUUGACAGGACUCAUAUCGGUGUGAUUAUCAACACAUCCGAAUACGUGAGGAUAAAUAUAACAGGCUGUUAUAAUUGGGGUGUGUGUGUGAUGGCAAGAAAGUAGAUUUGCUUUGAUAAUUACUGUUUUAACUAAUGUUUUGCUUUGACUGGAACUGUAAGCUAUGAAAACUUGGUCUUAACCACAUUCAGGAAGUUAUUUGUCUUAAAAGAAGUCCUUCCUCUCCACAGAGAGAUUGUUAUUGACUCAAUCCAUAGACUGCAGUGCCUGAGAACCCUUUGAUCUCAUUUUAUUUCCUGAAAGUAGUCUUAACUUCCUGUCCCAAAGCUCUUGACUUCCUGUCUGUUGCUGAAAGCCUCCUGGAGGUGGCUGUAUAUUCCAUGGGGCCUGGCAGGAUGUGGCAUAAACGGUUGUCCGUUUUUUCAUGACUUUUAUACCAGAUAACAAAUGGAAUUAAACUGCUACUGUACACAAAAUAAACAAAUCCAUGUACUUCAGAACAAGACUAUAACAUAUUGUUUGAUUAUGGCUAAAAGGAAAUAUAUGUGAUAUGGCUGUUUGUGUUAUUCCAAGACAUUAGCUUGGACCAUGUCUCAUGUUAAACCUGGAGCUGAAAACGUGCCAGCUGGGAUUUACUAUUUCUGUAUGCCACAGUAUGUUCACUGUUCUUUUACUGUUGUGUUGGUUACACUUUAACCUGAUCCAACCCACUCCCCCGCAGGUGUGUGUGUGGUCAUGGGGCUCAUCAGAGAGAAGGUGUGUUCGUUUAAGAGAUGUUUUCACAGCCAUUCACUGGGUCUGAAAUGUGUGGGCUCCCUGUGAAAGAAGCCCCUUUACCACAUAUACAUUCUGCUCCAUACUACUCUAUCUAUUUACAUUGAUUUAUUUAGCAAAUACUUUUAUCCUAAAUGACGUACAAAUAGUAUGUCACCCGUUUAUGGAACCUUUCCUACUGCCGGACUCUGGAUACACCCAAUGAACGGAGUCAGGAAUGGAGAGAGAAUAGGAGUGAAGGUCACAAAGUCUAGAACAGAGUAAUCUACAUGCCACUAUACUAUACUAUAUCCUAAACAAACUUGGGAAUGCUAUGCCAUACAUAAUAAAUGACAGUAACAGAGAAUGUUUUGUUCCUGGUAGCCUGUUGGAAGUGUGUGAAUCUUCUGCAGUGUGUCUACUUCCUGGUUUGAACCAUGCAGCCUAUUAAAGUACCUUGCCUGGGAGAGAUUUCCCUUUGUCUCUGUGGUGCAGCUGGAUGGUACGUUAG